GUGUCCGGGGACCCUCGGGCGCCAGCCCUCUGCGAGCCGGCCCGCUGGAGGAGGGAUUUUGGCGUGAGAGUCGGUCCUCUGCGUAAGGACCGCGGAUUCGGGGCUCUCAGCGAAGCCUCCCUCCAGGGAGCCGGCUCGUGACUGGCCCGCGUGCGGUGUUGGAGGUUCGGUCUCCCGGUCUCCUGUGUAGCGCCGAGAGCUGCUGUGCAGGCGGCACGCGUCGGCUGCUGGUGCUGAAAAGGCAGAGUGCGCCCCUGCCGCCCCCCUCUCUCCGUUGACUUCCAGAGGCUGCUUUAGUUUAUGGUCCCUCAAUGUAACGCCCCCAAACGGCUUCCAAACUCAAGGCCUCAACCCUUCCCGCCGCUCAGGUCUCGACUCUAGAGUCUGUCCCGGCCCAAUAUCAUCCGGGUCUGCUGCUCCGUCUCUGCACUGGGACCCCGGCCCCCGGCCUCUUGACCACGCAGCACCGUGGGAGUGUCCAUAAGGAAAACUUCACCUUCUUGAAGAUUAAAGCCUACCUCUCUGUUCCCAGUCCAAAUGUUUGCAAAACUGAGAAAGUCAUCACUCCUUCCACAAACUCCAGAGGAGUCUGACAGCAUUCUGAUAGUGAAGAUGGAAGAGGAAGAGCCAGCCUGUGAUCUGGACUCCAGCCUCCCCUGGAGCUGCUGCUGCAGUCCAGAGACCUUCCGCCAGUGUUUCAGGCAGUUUGGCUACCAGGAGUCCCCUGGGCCCCGGGAGGCUCUGAGCCGGCUCCGGGAACUUUGCUACCAGUGGCUGAGGCCGGAGGUGAACUCCAAGGAGCAGAUCCUGGAGCUGCUGGUGCUGGAGCAGUUCCUGGCCAUCCUGCCUGAGGAGCUGCAGGGCUGGCUGCGAGAGCACCGGCCCGAGAAUGGAGAGGAAGCCGUCACUCUGCUGGAGGAGCUGGAGAAAGAUCUUGACGGGCCAGCUGAGCAGGUCUUUUUUGGACAAAAUGAGGACAUGCUUGCCGAGAAGCUGACAUCUUGGGAAAUGACUCAGGAGUCACCAAGUAGCAGAAUCAAGCCUGUAAAGCAGCAGCUGCCCCUGGCACCAGGGGAGUUUCACUCAAGACAAAAAGGUAAAGACACGAAAACUAUAAAUGUGAAUUCAGCUUCGACGCAAAAGACUUCUCCAGGCAUGGAACUGCAUUACAAUGUUCCUAACACCCUUCAUAUGGGUGCUCCCCAGAGUUGCACGUAUAGAAGAGCCUAUGAACAAAAUGGCAAGUUUGAAAGAAGACAGAAAAACCCUUCUGGAAAAAAACAACACAAGUGUGAUGAAUGUGGCAAAGUCUUCAGUCAGAGCUCAGCCCUUAUCCUCCAUCACAGAAUCCACAGUGGGGAGAAACCUUACGCAUGUGAUGUGUGCGCCAAGGCUUUCAGCCGGAGUGCCGUCCUGAUACAGCAUCGAAGAACACACACUGGGGAAAAACCUUACAAGUGUCAUGAAUGUGGGAAAGCCUUUAGUCAGAGCUCAAAUCUUCUCAGACAUAGGAAAAGACACACAAAAGAAAAAGUCCCAUCAGUGUUGUAAGGGAAUCAAAGCAUUUGCUCAGAGCUUUUUCAAUGGGAAAAGACCCAAAGCACAAACACUCCUUGAGUAUUUCAGUGGUGUUAGUGGGCACUAGUUUGCUUUCAGAAGUCAUAAAAGCUACAGGAGAGAAUGUAAAAUAUCUUCUGUCAACGUUGUUUGUGCUUCUGCUUAUCAAUAUAGUGUCAAUUCAGAUGUUUGAGAUUCUGAAGCAUAAUUCAGAUUUCCCUCCCCAGGGUACCUCUUGAAAGACAUUCUCAAACAUGGUCUAUUUCCAUUACUAACACAAAUAAUGAACUGGUACAUGUCUUUUUAGACAAAUUUUCCCUGUUGAGAAGGAAUGUGUGAGUUACUCAGUAUAAAAAUAAGUAUUUUCCUCCAUUCCAUAACUUAAGCAUUGGAGUUCCCAGACCAAAGAUUAGAGCAUUUAAAAAUUUUUUCACCAUUUGUUUUUUGUUACCAGACUCAAAAUAUGAGAAUAUGAUUGAGGAGGCCCAAAAGAAUGUGUACCUUCAGACCAAGGCUGAAAUGUCCAAAGUCAUUGUUAGGGGUAGAUGAGUAAAGGCAUUUAAUCUCUUAUGACAAUUCACAAAAGCCCGCACUAUUUAUGAUACUAAGCAGUUUUUUUUUUUUAAGAUUUAUUUAUUUUUAGAGGGAGAGUGUGUGGGAGUGGGGGAAGAGGUAGAGGGAGAGAGAAUCUCAAGCAGACUCCCCUGCUGAGCGAGGAGCCCAUGACCCUGAA
Molecule: messenger RNA, 2290 nt
Organism: Ailuropoda melanoleuca (giant panda)
Lineage: Eukaryota; Metazoa; Chordata; Mammalia; Carnivora; Ursidae
Product: zinc finger protein 396
Exons: 4
Coding region: 538-1551 (337 amino acids)
Source: RefSeq, a predicted model, not a curated record